CUGUGACCUCCUGAUGGAAAUCGAGCGGCUCGACAUGCUGGACACGUACAUCGACGAAAACGCCUACGCUAAAGUCUGCCUGUACCUGACCAGCUGUGUGAGUUACGUCCCCGAGCCGGAGAACUCGGCUCUGCUGAAAUGCGCUCUCAACAUCUUCCGCAAGUUUAACCGUCACCCAGAAGCCCUCAGGCUUGCGCUGAUGCUUAAUGACGUGGAGCUGGUGGAGAACAUCUUUACUUCCUGCAAGGACAUGUAGGACGCACGUGAAAAAUCCUAAAACUGAAUCUCAAACUGGUUUGCAUGGAUAGUAACAGUGCGUCUGCUG
Sinocyclocheilus rhinocerous is the source of this 325-nucleotide messenger RNA. Its product is annotated as 26S proteasome non-ATPase regulatory subunit 2-like. The record is from RefSeq and is a predicted model, not a curated record. The transcript is spliced from 2 exons. The coding region runs from base 14 to 256 and encodes 80 amino acids. Gene Ontology annotation, cellular component: nucleus; proteasome regulatory particle, base subcomplex; proteasome storage granule. NCBI's taxonomy places the organism in Eukaryota, Metazoa, Chordata, Actinopteri, Cypriniformes, Cyprinidae. Gene Ontology annotation, biological process: proteasome-mediated ubiquitin-dependent protein catabolic process.